Striga hermonthica is the source of this 348-nucleotide messenger RNA. The record is from the annotation of a GenBank genome assembly. Lineage: Eukaryota; Viridiplantae; Streptophyta; Magnoliopsida; Lamiales; Orobanchaceae.
AUGUCCGGGCUAGAAGAGGUCAGGCUAGCUACUAAUAGCCACAGCUUAGCCGAAAGAGCCCGGAGAGAAAAGAUCAGUGAAAGGAUGAAGAUUCUCCAAGAUUCAGUUCCUGGUUGUAAUAAAGUGAGAAGCAAACAUUUUAUUUCUCGGAUUGUCGGCAAAGCUCUUGUGCUGGAUGAGAUUAUUAAUUAUAUUCAGUCUUUACAGCGCCAAGUUGAGUUUUUAUCGAUGAAGCUCGAAGCAGUAAAUGCAAGAGAGACCAUUGAUGGAUAUCCUUCUAAUAAAGACAUUCGAGCAAUGCAGAAUGCCAGAAGACCUGGUGUGCUCAUUACUGUUGGUUCUGCUUAG